Molecule: messenger RNA, 1232 nt
Organism: Perca fluviatilis (European perch)
Lineage: Eukaryota; Metazoa; Chordata; Actinopteri; Perciformes; Percidae
Product: zinc finger protein 2-like
Exons: 1
Biological process (GO): regulation of transcription by RNA polymerase II
Molecular function (GO): DNA-binding transcription factor activity, RNA polymerase II-specific; RNA polymerase II cis-regulatory region sequence-specific DNA binding
Source: RefSeq, a predicted model, not a curated record
GAGAAUCUACACAUCUGUGAUCAAUGUGGGGCAGCUUUCACAAAAAAGAGUCACCUAAAAACACAUCAACGCAUUCACACUGGAGAGAAGCCUUACAGCUGUGAUCUGUGUGGUAAAACCUUUUCUCAGAGUAGUACCCUAGGAAUCCACAGACGUGUUCACACUGGAGAGAAGCCGUACUGCUGUGAACAAUGUGGGAAAUGUUUUACUCAUCAUACUUACCUUAAAGAACACCAGCGCAUACACACUGGAGAGAAGCCAUACUGGUGUGAACAAUGUGGGGAAACAUUUUCUCAGCGUGGUACCCUUAAAAUACAUAAACGCAUUCACACUGGAGAGAAGCCGUACAGCUGUGAUCUAUGUCGUAAAACUUUUACUCAUAGCAGUAACCUUAAAUCUCACCAGCUCGUUCACGCUGGAGAGAAGCCGUACUGGUGUGAACAAUGUGGGAAAACUUUUUCUCAGAGUAGUAACCUUAAAACACAUCAACGCAUUCACACUGGAGAGAAGCCUUACAGCUGUGAUCUAUGUGGUAAAACCUUUUCGCAGAGCGGUAGCGUUAAAUUUCACCAACGUGUUCACACUGGAAAGAAGCCGUACUGAGAAGAAGUAUUUGUUCUUAAUUAAUCACUUUGUAAGUACAAUUUACAAAAAUCCCCAUCGCUGUUUACUAAGGUGAUGUCAAAUUGCUGAAAUAUUCAGUUUAUUGUCACUUAAGAUGAAAAAAAUCUUUAAUCAGAACAUGGCUGCUGCUUAAAAAAUGACUUGAACAGUUAAUGUGUCUAAACUGCGUCUGUGGCGCCGCCAUCUUGGACAGACAACUGAUCUUAAAGACUCAGAAAAAGAUUGUUGUACUGCUUUUGGAUGUUCAUGUGAAAGAAAUGCUAAACUAAGCAACAUGGAAUAACAUUUCACGGAUGAAAAAUGUGUUUUACAAUAUUAUACUAUUACUAAAGUGUUGUAUUUAAUAUCACAAAAAGUAACAUUAAUCCUUCUUUUAAGCUAACCGUAACUUAAGUGACUGUCCUGAUACUGAAUUGAGCUAAUGCUAGCUUGUGUCAGGUUAUGUAUGUUUUAUUUGAGUGAUUAUUAAUAUCUCAGUAAGAUGCUGAAAACUGUUUGUUAUGUGUGUCACUGAACAGUUCCUCGUAUCAUUCCCCUUAGACCCCCAUGUGAAAAAAUCCAGACUUUACAUCAGAAAUAUAUAAAUGUUUACAGCCUGGUACAAAAAA